Molecule: messenger RNA, 732 nt
Organism: Auanema sp. JU1783
Lineage: Eukaryota; Metazoa; Nematoda; Chromadorea; Rhabditida; Rhabditidae
Source: the annotation of a GenBank genome assembly
AUGAGUAGCAGCAGUCUUUCUCCUUCAUCGAGUAGAAUGGCAUUAUUAGUCGAUGAAGAAAUGGAGCCGUACGUGAGGAAGAAAAAAAAUGCUGGUGAAUCACGAAGUAAAAUGAUAGGAUUGAACGACGAAGAGCAAAACCUUCUCAGAACUUCCAUCAAUUCCCGUGAAAGACGACGAAUGCAUGAUCUGAACGACGCCCACGAGGAACUUCGUAGCUGUUUACCUUAUGGACAAGAAGCUAACUCACGCAGAUUGAGCAAAAUUAGCACCAUAAUGCUAGCAUCUAACUGGAUUCGUCAAUUAACGAAGGAAAAUCAGAGGCUAAAGUCUGAAGUGGAGGAGUUGCAAAGGUUGAUUUCGCCUUCAGCAUCCACGUCUUCACCUAAGAUGAAGAAUGACAAACUCGGACAAAUCACUAAAUCUAUGAAUGCCUCUGUCAACUUAUGUGAUAAGAAUAAGAUAUCUUCUCAGGAAAAUGUUGUGCCGAAGCCAACCAAUUUAAUUUCGUUAGGUUCUUUGAAUAAUACUUACGGUAACUUGCCGCUGUCAUCUUCUGCGCUUCAAGCUGGAGGUAAUCUUCCUCCACAUAAUGGAACAGCUCUAAUCCCUAUCCUUAAUUUUCCUUUACAUUGUUUAAAAAUGUUUGGCCAACCAUGCUUGUGCAUUGGAUGUGUCAGUUCAGGAACGUCUGUGCCAUCAGCUCCGUCAACCCGUAAAGAUCCUUUUUAA